Messenger RNA from Trichoderma breve, 1422 nucleotides. RefSeq names its product fungal zn(2)-Cys(6) binuclear cluster domain-containing protein. Lineage: Eukaryota; Fungi; Ascomycota; Sordariomycetes; Hypocreales; Hypocreaceae. The transcript is spliced from 2 exons. The record is from RefSeq and is a predicted model, not a curated record. Gene Ontology annotation, biological process: regulation of transcription by RNA polymerase II. Gene Ontology annotation, molecular function: zinc ion binding; DNA-binding transcription activator activity, RNA polymerase II-specific. The coding region runs from base 1 to 1422 and encodes 473 amino acids.
AUGGAACCGGCAUCAACAUUUGGCUCAUCCUCUCAUGAGGCAAAGAAGAGGACCACUCCGUCGCUACUUGACUGCACCAAUGUCUUCAUUGUCACCUCCAGUUCAGAACAGGCGUUAUGCAAGAUCCCAACCAACUUGGUAGUAGACCCAUUCAGGCAGAAAAGGCUGCAUCACAAAUCCAAGCGUGGAUGUGACCAGUGCAGGAAACGACGAGUAAAGUGCGAUGAGAGAGUUCCAAGAUGCUCGGCAUGCACCCGCCGGCAAGAGCCUUGUAGCUGUUGGAUUUCUGGCAGCCGUAGGCGAGAUGUUGAAAGAUCGCAGGAGAUCCUUGCUGUUGACCAAGUACCCCGGAGCGUCUCACAACAACACAAGCUGGUAUCGGAUGAGGUAGUCAACUUGCUACACAUGAAGCUCUUUCACAAUUUCCAACAUCAAACGAUUCCUACCCUCCUCUUUGACUCGGAUGCCUGGGAAAAUGCCAUGCAGCUAUCCUUUAGCUUCCCCUCUCUAAUGCAUGCCAUACUUUGUGCGUCGUCGAGGCAGCUGUCGUUUCUCUUCCCUGACGAGCAAAAAUAUGCUACAGCAGCAACCACUCAUUUGAUAAAGACACUCUGCCUCUUUCGUGACGACCUUUCCACUAAAUUCACCCCGUCCAAUGCCGAUGCAUUCAUGGUCACGACUGCGCUGCUGCACAUGGAGAUGUGGUCCAAUGUCGAAUUUGUGGUGUUUGGGCCUGACGGGACAAUGUCAUAUGAUCCUCUUCAAGACCGUCUUUUCCAACACAGCCUAGGUGUCUUGCACGUAUUCUUGAACUGUACUCCUAUUUCCUUGCAGGAAUCAUCACCAUUGAUGCCGCACAUUAGGCAUAGCUCUCGGAAUGUCCUGGUCAAUGCCGCAAAGCUGAGUAGAAAGUCACUGGAAAACUUGAGGUGGUUUUUCUCAUAUGAACGACCUCUCAGUUUAUCCCUCCUUUCCGUGCCUCUCCCCUUUGUUCGCGACUCCGACCUUGCCCCAGAAGAUAUCUGGACCGUUGAGGUACCAAAGCUAGCGGAAAUAGGCCCUUCUAAGUCUAAAGAAGCAGGCUACUCUUUGAAAGGGUAUUAUGGCAUUGUGGAUCGCCUUUGCCUCAUAUUAUCCUUCCUUCCAGAGGCACAAGAUGAGGAAUAUGAGGGCCUGAGCCCCGAGUUGGCAACAAACCUUUCUCGAUAUCUCAUCAUCUUCCCUGUUCUGUGCGACCAACAGUUCGUCUCGAUGGUGAGGCAUGGGGACCCUCACGCAAUGGUCUUAUUGUAUCACUUUUAUCGCGCCGUAAGGAUCCUUGUUCCUUCAACAGAGCAUUGGUGGGCACAAAGAAGGGCUAGCUUGGCAGAGACAGCGAUACAGCAAUGGCUAUUCCGAGAGUGCGCUAGAAACGGAGUAUGA